UCGUGCGGCCCGACGCUCCCGCCCGCCCGCAGCAUGGCCCACAAGCAGAUCUACUACUCGGACAAGUACUUCGACGAGCACUACGAGUACCGGCAUGUCAUGUUACCCAGAGAACUUUCCAAACAAGUCCCGAAAACCCAUCUGAUGUCGGAAGAGGAGUGGAGGAGACUUGGCGUCCAACAGAGUCUAGGCUGGGUUCACUACAUGAUUCACGAGCCAGAACCACAUAUUCUUCUCUUUCGACGACCUCUUCCAAAAGAGCAACAAAAAUGAAGUCUACCUGGGGAUUGUCAAUUAAGUCUUUUUCAAAUUUAAUGUAUAUGUGUAUAUAAGGGUAGUAUUCAGUGAAUACUUGAAAAAUGUACAAAUUGUUGAUCCAUACCUGUGCAUGAGCUGUAUUCUUCACAGCAACAGAGCUCAGUUAAAUGCAUUGGCAAGUAGGUUACUAG
Messenger RNA from Mustela lutreola (European mink), 449 nucleotides. Its product is annotated as cyclin-dependent kinases regulatory subunit 2. The transcript has a single exon. The record is from RefSeq and is a predicted model, not a curated record. Lineage: Eukaryota; Metazoa; Chordata; Mammalia; Carnivora; Mustelidae. Bases 34 to 273 code for a protein of 79 amino acids. Gene Ontology annotation, biological process: regulation of mitotic cell cycle. Gene Ontology annotation, molecular function: ubiquitin binding; histone binding; protein kinase binding. Gene Ontology annotation, cellular component: cyclin-dependent protein kinase holoenzyme complex; SCF ubiquitin ligase complex.